Messenger RNA from Rana temporaria (common frog), 1066 nucleotides. It is a transcript of the gene CRABP2, whose product is annotated as cellular retinoic acid binding protein 2. The coding region runs from base 262 to 678 and encodes 138 amino acids. Gene Ontology annotation, biological process: fatty acid transport. NCBI's taxonomy places the organism in Eukaryota, Metazoa, Chordata, Amphibia, Anura, Ranidae. The record is from RefSeq and is a predicted model, not a curated record. Gene Ontology annotation, cellular component: nucleus; cytosol. The transcript has 4 exons. Gene Ontology annotation, molecular function: fatty acid binding.
GUGGAUCGCAUUUGUUGAACCUGCAGAGAUUGGGCAGGCAGGCUGACUCAGGGAGCCACCGUUGUACAAAGAGGAUAUCCCAGACUGACACGUUUAGACUCCUGCUGAUCUCAUCAACCUUUUUUUUUUUUUUUAUUAUUCCAUCUGAAAAUUGCAGAAAGGUGACUGAGCCCCGGGCGUGAUCUCUCGUUUUUUUUUGCGUGCAGAAUACCUCCGUCUUCUUUUCCUCCUCGUCGUCUGGUCCUCCGACUUAACCCAAAGAUGCCCAACUUCUCCGGGAACUGGAAGAUGAAAUAUUCUGAAAAUUUCGAGGAGCUCCUGAAGGCGUUGGGAGUCAAUGUGAUGCUCAGGAAGAUCGCGGUAGCCGCCGCCUCGAAACCGGCAGUGGAGAUAAAGCAGAAGGACGAGACGUUCUACAUUAAGACAUACACCACCGUCCGAACCACCGAAAUUAACUUCACAAUAGGGGAGGAGUUUGAAGAACAGACUGUAGAUGGUCGUCCAUGCAAGAGCCUGGCCAAAUGGGAGAGCGAGAACAAAAUGGUAUGUGAGCAGCGACUUCUGAAAGGCGACGGACCCAAGACCUCCUGGUCCAGAGAGCUGACCAACGAUGGGGAACUCAUCCUGUUCAUGAUAGCUGACGACGUGGUCUGCAAACGGAUCUACAUCAGAGAAUAAACCCCUGAAUCCUCAGAAUGAAAGAAACUUUGGCCUUGUACAGCCCAUCUUCUGAAUUUAAGAAAAAAAAAUAAACAUUUCUUCUAAAGCAGAGAUUACAGCAAGCCCAUGCUCAUCCUAAAAUGGCCAAAUCCCUUGGGUGGUUCUUUUGGAAGACGUCGGAGAUGACCACUUUCUUAUCUAGACUUUGUUUAUUUGACACUGAUGCCCAAACCAGGCAAUCUUGUAAUGACUGUGAAUGGAGGAGGGGGUGGGGAGAGGGCAAUAUCUGAAGUAAUAAGAUGAAGCCGAGAAUUUCUUUUUUUUUAGAAUGUGUUACGUGUAAUUCACUAGCCUUGUUCACAAACCCAACCGUCCCUAUUUUGAUAAGACUGAUUUUUGGGCCCCU